AUGUUCCAGUCGCAUACUGUUUUAGAUGCUAAUGGUUUUCCAGUCUAUCGUAGAAGAAACAACGGUAAUGCAAUUAAGAAAAAUGGUGUUAUAGUUGAUAACAGGUAUAUUGUACCUUACAAUCCAAGAUUGCUCAGAAAAUACCAAGCGCAUAUCAAUAUUGAAUGGUGUAACCAAAGCACUUCUAUCAAAUAUUUAUUUAAGUACAUCAACAAGGGAUAUGAUAGAGUGACUGCUGUUUUGAUUGAUGAAGAUAACGAUCAAACUGAGAAUGGUGGCACCCAUAAUGAUGAGAUCAAAGAAUAUCUACAUUGCAGAUACAUAUGUCCCUGUGAAUCUACUUGGAGAAUCUUUGGAUUUCCAAUACAUGGCAGAAAACCUGCUAUUGAAAGAUUACACUUCCAUCUUCCAGGCCAACAUAGUGUUCUCUAUGAAGACCAUGAUGAUAUUGAUGAUGUAUUGUCUAAGCCAAGUAUCUCUUAUUCAAAGUUUAUUUCAUGGAUGAACACCAACCAAAAUUCUGUUGAAGGGAGAAAUCUUACUUAUGCAGAAUUUGUUUCUAAGUUUGUAUACAAUCAGAAGAAAAGAUGUUGGCACCUUAGGAAGAAAGGCUAUACCAUUGGCAGAUUACUAUGGGUUCCACCAAUUAUAGGGGAAUUAUUUUAUUUGAGAAUGAUGCUUACUGUUUGUAAAGGACCUACCUCAUUUGAGGAUUUAAGAACAGUUGAUAAUGUUCAGUAUUCUACAUAUAAAGAAGCAUGUUUUGCUAUGAGAUUUUUACAAGAUGAUAAAGAAUUUAUUGAGGCAAUCAAAGAAGCAAAAGACUGGGGUUCAGCACAUUAUAUAAGAAAGCUAUUUGUGUUGUUACUUUUAACUGCAACAAUGAGCAAACCUGAACAAGUUUGGGACCAAACUUGGCAUUGGAUGGCUGAUGACAUUGUCUAUAAUUAUAAAAAAUCAUCAACAAGUCCAGCAUUGCAACUUGAUGAUAGAACUCUUCAAAAUUUGGUCUUGCUUGAAAUUGAACAACUGCUGCAAGCAAAUCAAAGAUCGCUAAGAGACUAUCCUUCAAUGCCAUAUCCAGAGGAUGCGAAUUGUCCAGCUUAUCUAGACAAUAGCCUUAUAUUAGUUGAACUGAACUACAACAAUGAAGAACUUAGAUCAGAGUUUGAACAUCUAUUUUCUCACAUGACAGAUGAACAAGCUUCAAUUUACAACCAGAUUGUUGAAGCUGUUAAUAAAGAUGAAGGUGGUAUGUUUUUUUCUCUAUGGAUAUGGAGUCUUAGAGAUAUCAUUAAAUACAACUCAAAGGACAAUACAAUCUUUGGAGGUAAAGUCAUGGUCUUUGGUGGAGAUUUCCAGCAGAUCCUGCCAGUCAUUCCAAGAGGCAGCCGCUCUGAUAUUGUUAACGCAACAAUUAAUUCCUCUUAUCUAUGA
Messenger RNA from Glycine soja, 1437 nucleotides. RefSeq lists its product as uncharacterized. Gene Ontology annotation, molecular function: DNA helicase activity. The record is from RefSeq and is a predicted model, not a curated record. Lineage: Eukaryota; Viridiplantae; Streptophyta; Magnoliopsida; Fabales; Fabaceae. The transcript is spliced from 5 exons. Bases 1 to 1437 code for a protein of 478 amino acids. Gene Ontology annotation, biological process: telomere maintenance; DNA repair.